Cadophora gregata is the source of this 6153-nucleotide messenger RNA. It is a transcript of the gene APC1, whose product is annotated as Anaphase-promoting complex subunit 1. The transcript has 3 exons. Lineage: Eukaryota; Fungi; Ascomycota; Leotiomycetes; Helotiales; Ploettnerulaceae. The coding region runs from base 188 to 6025 and encodes 1945 amino acids. Gene Ontology annotation, cellular component: anaphase-promoting complex. Gene Ontology annotation, biological process: protein K11-linked ubiquitination; metaphase/anaphase transition of mitotic cell cycle; anaphase-promoting complex-dependent catabolic process. The record is from RefSeq and is a predicted model, not a curated record. Gene Ontology annotation, molecular function: molecular adaptor activity.
CUUCUGGACGCGCCGUGAGAGAGGAAGGGAGCCACAAUCAGAUCAACAAAUCCUCGACAGUCGUAUCAACACAUCUCGAAGGCGAGCGGCGAGCGGCGAGCGUGGGAGAGAGCGAUAAGAUCUCUACAAAUUGGCCGCGACAUGAAAUCUCGUACGCGUUCAUGAUCUGUUCUCCCAUUGCCAGGAAAUGGCGUCCGUCACUUCACUAGGCCUGCACAAGCCCACCGGGCUUCAGUAUGCAAUCCAGGAACAUCUUGUGCCUCCAGACCCUUCCAGCACGUCCUAUGAAUGGCACAAUCAUUUCGGCGGUGACUCGUCCUCCUCCUUCGAAGAUGACGAACUUCUGGUGACCUCACGAUGUGUGAUAUGGAGUAGAGGAGGCGUGUUUAGAAAGGCUUUCAACUUCGACUUGGAGAAGGAAGAUGUUACACAGGCCCUCUUGACAACAUUCCCCAGUCUUGGACCACUUGCUGCGAAGGAAAAUAAGGCACGGCAGAAGAAAGGAAAUACAGCUAGGAGAGAGACGGCACUUACAGUCUUUCUCAAGACCCAGGCGCAUGUCUACUUCCUGUCCGGCACUAGCCAUGUUAUACAUCUGCCAUUCGAGGUUGAAUCUGCGACUGCUGCCCCCAAUGGCCUCAUAAUACAACGGAAACUGCGGGUGGACAAUGUGGUUGCAGCAUCACUCAAGUUCCCUCGUGUUCCUCCCAAUUCCUUCAUCUCCUCCCAGCCGCAGCCAUGGUCCGCAGCAAGUUCGCAGCAGUCCACCUUCUCGAUUGCAGACCUUGGUGGACCGAAGCAGAUGCCGAUACCACAUUCAACAUUGAAGGAUAUGUGGGAUCUACCAGCAGUCAAGAGUGAUUCGAAUUGGCCACGCCUCUUUUCUCUGUCGGAUCCACUCGCAGAGAUUGGUCUUGUGGUUGCUCAGCCCGUCAGAGCUUCUCGGCAUACAAGCAGAAGGAGUUCAGGGAAGCCAGCUGCUUUGGACACCGCAGAAGAAAUUCUCCAUGUGACGCGUAGAGACGAGUUCUCUCCCAAAAACAGCGAACACCCUCUUGUCCUUGCAUUGACUCUGAACAGAGAAACGAGUAUGUAUAGUGUCUGGAAGUUCACAUAUGUUGGAGACGACCCGGCUCCUGCCAGUGGAGAAAAGCGCCGCGUUGCUAGCGGCACGAUGUCACGCAGAAGAAGCUCUUUCGUACCAGGAACCGCUACUGGUGCUACGACUCCGGUAGGAACUGGCCAGCAUACUUUCAGAGAAAGUCUCAGUGGGGCCCAGCAAGGCUUGGGACUUCUAAAGAGCAGCAUACAUGAGGAAGCUAGAGAUAAAGUUGUUGAUUUCGCUUCCUCACUUGACCCAGACUAUGAAAGCACCUCCAUACCACGGAGGAAGUCCAGACGUGUGAGUUCUAUGCUCGCGAGAGCAGACCUCUCUGCCACCCAUGAACGCUCUGCAUUCUCCGACUUGACCAGUGGUCAUGCGCAUACAGCGAGUCGCCGCGGAGACUCCUUGGGUAGCCAGCAUGCCCGGAUAAGCAUUGGGCCAUAUUCUGGAGCACCUGGCGGAAGCUUUUCUCAAGCUCCGCAGUUUAAUCAUAGCCUGAACGGUUACCUUGAGGCUCCUGUAGAUGAUCUCUUGGAUGAGUUGCGAGCAGGCGGUGACUUCGAGGGCUUCCACAACAUGGGUCUCGAUGAUGACGAAUUUGAUGCUCUCAGACAGGAGGUCGUGCUCUCCAAAGUUUGCAGUGUCCCAGCAGAGCAUAGCAAUGUUCGGUACUCGAGUCAUCAUAUGCCAGCUGCAACACAAUGCAAGAUUUUUACUCUUACUGCGCCGCCCUCAGCAGCCGAUGACAAGAACGGAAACACUAUAAUCAUCUGUGUUCUUGACCCUGACGAGAAGCGCCUUCUCGUCAUGACUCUCCAUUGGAAGACACAUAAAGCUGACGUUGACCUCUUCAAUAACCCUAACGCAGGUGUUAAAUCUGAGCGAGAUGUUACAGUUGUCUCACUGGCUUCUUCGAACUGGGCCAAGGGUGUCAUAGAUGCCUGCAGACUUGAUGAUGGGCGAGUUUCUCGUAUCCUAGCCCUGACCCAAUCACAAGAUGGCUAUGGAGAGCUAAGUCUACAGGCUCCGUGGAGUACGUUGAUGAAAGUUACACUUCCUGCACAGUUUGCGAUAAGCAAUGUUUGUAAUCUGAGCCAUGAUCCAACUCCGGGUGCGAAACGAGAGGGUGGCUUCAAACGCGUUUUGAGUCGAGGACCGCGUGCUCUCUGUGGCCUCCGGAAUCCCAAAGCGGGAGGAAUUGUCGACUUGGUCGAUGAUGAGGGGAGAAUGCACCAACUUCAACUCACACUAGAACCACGAAACCCGCACGUUUGUAAAAUUCUAGAGGUUUGCAGAGCUGUUCUUCCAGUAGGGAAUAGUGGAGAGGGCAUUCUUGUGUGUUGGUGGAAUGUUAUGCAGUGGAUUCGACUUGAGUCUAUCCGCACAGUGGACGAAGAAUGGACCGCUCUUAUUAUCACCCUCUUUUCAAUGGUUCUCAGUCUGGAUAACACCUCCGAGUCGACGCAAACACAACAAAAAAAGCAAGUCCGAAAGGGACACCUGCGUUCGAGCAGUGGGGUCCAGCCGGAUCUGGACAGUUGGGACCUGAUGCAGGCGGAUGAAGCAUCUCUCGGGAAUCCGUUGCCCUCUUGGGUAAGCAAUACAGGCUGGAAAUGGCUGACAGAGGAUGAUGGAAUGAUAUCUCAGAUCUCUGAGUCGCAGACAUCUAUCUUCGCUCCCACCAAUAGCAAUUCUCUGCCAUUUAUUCGCAGGCAUGUUGAGCUUGCUCGAAAUUUCGCAACCACAAAAUUUGGGCACGAUUCUAUGUUUGGAUCGUUGCCUACAUCCGGGAACAGAAGCAUUGAUUCUAGAAAAUCUGCGCUCGCUGACGUUUUCAUCGCCCUUCAUCUCCUACACGAAGAGCAAAAGCUGGAUACGAUGAUGGCAGACUCAUUCAGUACUGGUCUUCCGAGCUUGGCCCCAAUCAUUGCUCAGAUCGGUAGGUGGCUUGGAUGGGACAGUUGGAUACAACAUUAUGAAGUUGACGAUGCUUCAUUGCUCAGCGUUGAAUAUAAUUCUGAAUCACCGAUCGAUUCGUCGAUCUCUGAACCCUUUGAGUGCCCCUCGAUCUACGACUGGAUUCAAGGGUGUUUGCGCACCCGCAGUUUAACGCCGUUCAUGACACUUCCAGAGUUAGUGGCAUCUCAUUCGACUUCUGGUGCAGUUGCUCCUACUGGAGACCAAUGGUCCCAGUUGACACCGAGGACUUUACUUUUUGAGCGGUUCUUCUCUGUCAUUCGUCAUGAUUGGUCGCCGCAACAAAUAGUUGAAGCUCUUUCAUCUGCUGGUGCUGAUCAGCUUUUUCUUGACACACUUCCCGAAGCAGUUCUUGCGCCUCUUCAAGAAGCCAUAGUCAAGAGCCAGGCAGGCCCUCCAGCUACGUGGAGUAAGGAAUUGCUCAGUCUCGUUGGGCGAGAAGAUAUUGGCAUGUUACUUACACCAGGACAACGACCACGCCAAGUGCAAUCAACUCUACUGGCACCAACCCACGAAGCGAAUCUUGACAUUCACGCCGUGUGUAUAUCCAUCGCUGAACCUGAGUCCACUGGCUCUUUUGAUGGCUCAGUUGAAGUAGAUCGUCAAGCGAUCACUCGAUCCAUCUUCAAAGACGACCGAAGAAUGAAUGAGGCCAUUGCGAUUCUCAGUACGUCGAGGACCACGGUGGCACGCUGCAAAGCCGAACCUCAGUGGAGCGAAUCCGAGCUACUGGAAGCCCAAAAGGAGCAUGCGCAAAUGCUGGCCUAUCGCACUCUAGCUAUUCCAUCUGGAAGUGGACUUUUAUACUAUAGUGCGCGAAUACCGCUUCUCACUCAGAAGUGGUCUAUCAAAGGCUUCAACCUUAACUUCAUAAUGAAGCCGGACAAUAACACUGUCGCGGCAGACAAAUCGGCAUUCUCCGAAGAGAAGAUCGGCUGGGCAUUCUUUCACUCAGGAGUUGCUUCAGGUCUCAGCAUAUCCCGUGAUGCCAAAGGCAUCGACACUUCUUGGAUUCUCUACAACAAGCCGACCCCGGAUCUCAGUAACAGGCAUGCAGGGUUUUUACUUGCGCUUGGACUGAACGGCCACCUAAAGUCUGUGGCUAAAUGGGUUGCCUUCAAAUACUUAACACCAAAGCACACCAUGACUUCCAUUGGACUAUUGCUUGGCUUAGCUGCAUCAUAUAUUGGCACCAUGGACUCUCUUGUGACAAGAUUACUGUCUGUCCAUGUGACCCGGAUGCUACCCCCGGGCGCCGCAGAGUUAAAUCUCUCGCCUCUUACUCAGACGACUGGGAUCAUGGGAAUUGGCCUGUUGUACUGCAACACGCAGCAUCGCCGUAUGAGCGAAAUUAUGGUUUCAGAGAUUGAACACAUUGAUUCGGAUGAAGAGGAUGAGCCGCUUAGGAAUGAAGGGUAUCGACUGGCUGCUGGAUUUGCACUCGGAUUCAUCAAUCUUGGGAAAGGUUCCGACUUGAAAGGUCUGCAUGAUAUGCGGCUGACCGAAAGACUGCUGGCCCUGGCUGCUGGCAGUAAAAAGGUGGAUCUCGUUCAUGUCUAUGACAAGGCAACAGCGGGUGCCGUUGUUGCCAUAGCAUUGAUUUUCAUGAAGUCUGAAAACAGUGUCCUUGCUCGAAAGAUCGAUGUUCCUGAUUCUUUGCUCCAGUUCGACUACAUUCGCCCGGACAUUUUCCUUCUACGGACCCUUGCCAGGCACCUGAUAAUGUGGAGUAAGAUUGAACCCUCUUUCGACUGGGUUCAAAAAAAUCUUCCAGAGCCGUAUCGGAAGAGAAGCACGCUCCAGGAUGUCACCAACUUGACGAGUGAAGAUCUUCCAUUCUAUGAUAUCCUCACAGGAAUCUGCUUCAGUAUCGCCUUACGGUUUGCUGGGUCUGCCUCUACUGUCGUUCGUGACCUGCUGAUCCAUUAUUUGGACCAACUUAUGCGGAUAUGCAGACUGGAUGCCAACACGUUCGACAAGAAACUAACGAGAAAUACUGCCCGGAAUUGUCAAGAUCUUUUGGCGCUCGCUGUUGCAACCGUCAUGGCUGGGACAGGCGACCUUGUCGUAUUUCGACGCUUGAGGUCCAUGCACGGCCGUGAUGAUAACGAGACUCCAUAUGGCAGCCACCUCGCUGCUCAUCUUGCGGUUGGAGCUCUGUUUCUAGGUGGAGGCACAUUCACAUUCGGCACGUCGAAUUUAGCUAUAGCAGCUCUGCUAGUGGCAUUCUAUCCAAUUUUCCCAUCUUCGAUACAAGACAACAAAUCCCACCUGCAGGCGUUCCGUCACUUCUGGGUUCUGGCAGCAGAGCCGCGGUGUCUUGUCGCUAGGGACAUUGACACGAACCAACUGGUGCCUCUUCCAAUCUUCAUCACAUUGCGAAACGGCGAGGAGACACAGCGCCAUACCCCUUGUCUUCUGCCUGAACUGGAUCAAAUCAAGACUGUUCGAACAAACAGCACUGAGUAUUGGAACCUUGUUCUCGAUCUGGAGAGUAACGAAAAGCACAUCGCAGCAUUCAAGUCGACCCAAACCAUAUACGUCCGGCGUUGUCCAGCACACGAGGCUGGCACUUCUCCAUUCCAGGCGACACUGCAAGCUUUGAACGAUGCAGAUGUUACGACCUCCCAAUCUCUCGAGUGGCUUUUCGAAUUACCUGCAUUUGCAUCCCUUACCAAAGCCGAGCGCGCCCUGGUCCUUCCAUCGGAUCAUGGAGGUGCUGGUGAUGUGCACGCUGGGACUGACGAGACUGUGGUUGACGCGAGACUAGUUCUCGAGAAUGUUUCGUUAAAUAGUGGGAAGAGAGACAGGUUGCUAGGCUUGAGGCUGUUGUUUGACUUCGCAGAUCAGGCUGCGAGUGAUGGGAAGGAUAUGCUGUGGAUCCGUCGGGAGGUGGUGGACAGACUGAAAGCGAGGGUAUGGCAAAUGGCGACGGAAGAAUAGAGGUGGCGUUAGCAUAUUUCUCUUACGACCUUGGGUUUGUAUGCAUCUUUAGCGGGGACAUGGAAAAGCAUUUUGGGACCAGAUAGAUGUUGGGGCAGAUGGGUAGAAUCAUGAGAACUAAUGAGAAC